Messenger RNA from Epithele typhae, 1152 nucleotides. Its product is annotated as dihydroceramide delta(4)-desaturase. Gene Ontology annotation, biological process: ceramide biosynthetic process. The record is from RefSeq and is a predicted model, not a curated record. Lineage: Eukaryota; Fungi; Basidiomycota; Agaricomycetes; Polyporales; Epitheliaceae. The transcript has 6 exons. The coding region runs from base 1 to 1152 and encodes 383 amino acids. Gene Ontology annotation, molecular function: sphingolipid delta-4 desaturase activity. Gene Ontology annotation, cellular component: membrane.
AUGGGCGCACAGCCGGAAAAGCCGAUCGACUUCAGCUACUUUGGCGGCGCCGAGUCCCUCAACGAAGGCCGCUCUCCUUGCAGAACCGUCAUCCCCAGCCCUACGGAGAAGGAUGUUGGGCAGAAACAUACUGCACCCCCGCAGGAUCCCUCGGACUUUCUGUGGCUAAUGACUGAGGAGCCGCAUCGGAGUCGGCGGAUGGCGAUUAUAAAGGCACACCCAGAGGUCACCAAACUCAUGGGCCAUGAACCGCUCACAAAAUGGGUCGUCCUUGGAGUCGUCUCGAUGCAGAUUGGCUUGGCCUAUUGGCUGCGGAAUACCCACCCACUCUCUCCCAUCUUCCUUCUCACCGCAUAUGUUAUCGGCGGGACGGCAAACCACAAUUUGUUCCUUGCCAUUCAUGAAAUCACGCAUAACCUCGCUUUCCGCAGCGUUCAGGCCAACAAGGCCCUUGCUGUGUUCGCGAACCUCCCCAUCGGUAUUCCCUAUUCUGCUGCUUUCAAGAGAUACCACAUAGAACACCACAAGUUCCUCGGCGAGGACGGCAUCGACACUGACCUUCCCACUAACUUCGAGCUCAUCUGCCUGAACAAUGUUCUCGGCAAGGUCUUCUUUGCUACCUUCCAGAUCUUCUUCUACGCCCUCCGCCCCGGCUUCGUCCGCAUGCAGACAUUCACGCAGUGGCACUUCGUGAACCUCAUCACCCAGCUCGUCUUCGACUUCGCCCUCUUCAAGUCAUUCGGCUUCAACCCCAUUUGGUACCUCCUCUUCUCCAGCUUCUUCGCCGGCAGCCUGCACCCCCUCGCCGGCCACUUCAUCGCCGAGCACUAUGUUUGGGACGGCCUCCAGCAGGAGACCUACUCCUACUACGGCAUCCUCAACAUCUUUGCCUACAACGUCGGCUACCACAACGAGCACCACGACUUCCCGUCCGUCGCCUGGACACGCCUCCCCGCACUCCGAGCGCUCGCGCCCGAGUUCUACGAUAUCCUCCCGUCGCACCCAUCCUGGCCGAUGGUGCUCGUCAACUUCAUCCGCGACCCCGAGGUCGGCAUCUUCGCCCGCGUCAAGCGCAGGCCCAAGGACCGCUCCGGGGUCGAGAGCAUGUGCUCCACCGCGAGCGCGUCGCCCGCACCCUCGUACAAAGCUUGA